CGCAUCCGUGCCGGGCCGUCCCGCCGAGCCGCCGCCGCCGCCGUGGUCUCGAGCACCGCCGCGGAGCAGAGGGAGGAGAGGCAGCACGGACGCGCCGUCCAGCCGCGCGGAGCCGGCCCAGCGCCGCCGCCGGGGCGGUGCCCCGGGAGCGCCCUGCUGCUGCUGCUUCUUCUUCUUGCUCGGCGCUGCGCGGAGCGGGGCGCGGAGCGCUAGCGGAGCCGCGGGGACGAAGAGGAGGAAGAAGAGGCGGCGGCCGCCGCCCGGUAACGCGGCUCCUGCACCGGCAGGGCGGAGGCGCGAGGCGUUUCCCGAGGAGCCGCGGCCAUGUGGGGAGCCGGGCAGGACGGACGGGGUGCGGUGGUGCCAGUAGGGAAAGGAGGGAUGGCUAGAAGGAGGGAGGCGCCGGGCGCGCUCCGCCGCCACCGCCGCCGCGCCCCGCUCGGCACUGCGCGGUCCUGUCGCCGUCGCUCCCUCUUAUCAUCUCACUUCGCGGGCGCGCCGCCCCCGCCGCCAUGGCGACGGCGACAACAAACGGACAUGUGGGGAAAAGGGGGGGACGGGGCGGGACGGGCCAGGGGAGCGCCCGGAAAGAGCGGGGGCUCCGCCCCGGGUGCCCCGUGACGCGGCCGCGGGCGGUGAUGCUGGCGCGGGGGGCGGGACACAGGGACAAACGCGCCGGGGAUGCCCGCGCGCCGCGGGGUCUCCCGCAUCGGCGGCAGGGUGGGAACUCCCGUCGGGAAUCGUCGGCCCCGCGUAGAAGGGAAGGAGGUGGAACGGAGCGUCCCGAGCGGCCGGCAGGGCCGCUCUGCCUCUCCGCCUUCCCCCUAGACUUUCCUUCACACGACCCGUGCCAGCCCUGGGCUAUUCUCGACUCCUCUAUCGCCGGGACGCAGCGGUCCGGGAAGCCGCGGUCGAGCAGCCCGCACUCCCGGCUGUGCCGGAGGCGCGGUGGGUGCCAGGCUGGGAGUAGUCAGAAAAGAAAAGAAAGGAAAAGAAAAGAAAAGAAAAGAAAAGAAAAGAAAAGAAAAGAAAAGAAAAGAAAAGAAAUUAGAGAAAACUACAAAACCAUCCCCAAAUUUAGCACAGCCCCGAGGGGAACCGCAGAGAACGGCCCGAGUUCCUCCAGAGGGCAAUGGCGAGCCGGCGCCGCGCCCCGGCGCCGCGCAGACCCGACGGGUCGUGUCGCGGUGCUCCCCGAUGGGCUCCGUCCUGCCCCGGUGGGCCGUGUCCUUGCUCCUCCCGAGCUGUCCCGGUCGGUGCAGCGGGGUCUGCGGGCCCCCCGGCAGCCUUCCCGCUGCCCCCCGGCAGCCUUCCCGCUGCCCCCCGGCAGCCUUCCCGCUGCCCCCCGGCAGCCUUCCCGCUGCCCCCCGGCGCCGCCGGCCGCUCUCCAGAACUGGUCGGGCCGGAGGGGUGAAGUCCCAGCUCUGCGUGAUUUGCAAACAUGAGCCUGAGUAACUUACGAUGACUGAAUUAAACCUUAAAAUAAUAAUAAAAUGCCGUGCUUUAUUUUGCCUAACCGGUUUUGCCGGUUUUGUGUUAUGAGUGUUAAUUAUUAAUAACUUUGGCACUAAAAAGCAGAGCGUUGUUUGUUUCUUUGGUGGUUUUUUUGGGUUUUUUUUGUUUUGUUUUUUUUUUUUUUUUGUUUUGUUUGUUUGUUUGUUUGUUUGUUUAUUUGUUUUGUUUUGUUUUGGUUUUGUUUUUUUCUGCUCAAAGUCCGUGUCUUGGCAGAGGAUGUGCCAGGAACUUACAGGUACAAAAAGGAUUAGUGUGAGGAGAUGAAGGCUGGUGAAAUACAGGACUAUGCCCAAAAAGGGAAGGGAGGCACCUUCCCCGUUCAGAGGUGCAGGGCUGGGUUCUGCUCAACCCUCUCGGAGCAGGUCCCAGCUGUGACUCUCAGGGCUUGUGCUCUAAGACUCUCUGACAACCACUCUGCGUAUCCAGACUGAAUGCACACAGCUUUAGGUCUAAACCUCCCUUCUACCUUAGUCUCAGGAGAAGGUCCCUGAUGUGGAGGUUUGCAACUCUCUGAACAUUUUUUCCCCAUCAGUUUUUUGUUUCUUUCCUCUCAUUGUAAAUUUUUUAAUUUACAGAUCUCACAAGCCAUGCAGCAUUUUCCUGGUCCAGAUUUCAAAUGCAGGAUCAUUUGAGGCCAACAUCAAAAUUGAAAUCACAUCCCUUAUUAGAAACUGGAGAACAAGAAUGCUUCAAAAGCAGAUAAGUGAUCUGAUAUCUUUGAAAUAAAUGCCAGAACUUCACGGGUUCCAGGAAGAGAAGUUUUGAAUAUUGCAGACUGAAAUAAAACAGGUUUGCUUUCACAAUCUUUCAUUAAAAUAGUUUUGAUUACCAUGUUUCUGGAUAAUUGAGGCAAGACACGUGUGAGGUAUGUGUAAAUUUCAUGUUAAAAAGAUGUGGCCCACUUUCAUCUGAGUCUUGAUUUUGAACUGAGUAAAUGUUGGCAGGGUGCUUAAAAAACUGGAUGUUUGAAGGCAUUGGUAAGUCUAAUGACACCUGCAUUUGAACAUCCCGCAUAAAGAUCAACACAUUCUUUUUUUCACUAAUGAGGCACACUAGUGAUUUCUUCCCUAAAAUGAUAAGGAGUGAGAUUUAAUGAUCCCAAGUGUGGAAAUUUGUAACUGCUCACAACUAAUGCUUUCCCAGCCUACAUAACAACCUAAAUGCUGUUUUCUUAGGACAGAUUUUUUUAACAUGCCUUCUCUUGCCAGCUGACCAUUUCUCCCAAGUCUCAGUUUGCUUUAAAUUUCCCAAUUUUCUCUAAAACUUUCCUUCCACUAACUCAGAACACAGCAUGUUUCUGUGCUGUUCAAAGCCGACUUUGGGGAUUGCCUAACUCAGAUAGAGAAUUGCACAGAAUUUGUGUCCCUGUUGCCUUGGG
Molecule: messenger RNA, 2893 nt
Organism: Prinia subflava (tawny-flanked prinia)
Lineage: Eukaryota; Metazoa; Chordata; Aves; Passeriformes; Cisticolidae
Product: Wilms tumor protein 1-interacting protein-like
Exons: 2
Coding region: 513-1445 (310 amino acids)
Source: RefSeq, a predicted model, not a curated record